Messenger RNA from Gymnodraco acuticeps, 1086 nucleotides. RefSeq names its product zinc finger BED domain-containing protein 1-like. The transcript has 2 exons. NCBI's taxonomy places the organism in Eukaryota, Metazoa, Chordata, Actinopteri, Perciformes, Bathydraconidae. The record is from RefSeq and is a predicted model, not a curated record. Bases 421 to 1086 code for a protein of 221 amino acids.
CAGAUCACACCAGGCCCCGCCCCGCUAGUUUGCAGACCAUCAAAACACCGGUAAAAAAUUAGCGAGGCACAGGAGGACAAUACCGGAGAGAAUGAAGAUUUACUUCCAAAAAGAAAAGCAACAUCUGCCAUCUGGAACUAUUUUGGAUACAAAAAGCUUGAUGUUGACCAAACAAAGGUACUUUGUAGACAGUGCCAUGCAAUUGUGUCGGCAACCCGAGACAACACGUCGAAUUUACUCGCCCAUUUAAACAGACACCACAAAUCUCUGUAUGACGAGUUCAGAGUCAGAUCUGAUUGCCAUCCACAGCCAAAGCAAAAAACGAUUUCAGAUGCCUUUGCCGGUGUUACACCAUAUGAGAAAGGUUCAAAACGGCAUAAAGACAUCACAGAUGCCAUAACAUUUCACCUGGCAAAAGACAUGGUACCAAUUUACACCGUUACCAAAAAGGGUUUUAAGAAAAUGAUCCGCUCACUUGAUAAGCGGUACGUAAUACCGUCACGCACCUAUUUUUCUCAAGUCGCCAUCCCCGACCUGUACGAGAAAUGCAGGGCAAAAGUUGAAACAGAGCUGUCUAAAGUGGAAUACUAUGCUGUUACAACGGACUUGUGGUCCAGCCGGACAACGGAGCCGUACAUAAGCCUGACGGUGCACUUUAUUGAUGAGGACUUCACACUGAAAAGUCGCUGUUUGCAAACGGCAUUUUUCCCAGAAAAUCACACAAGUGAGAACAUCGCAGCGGGGCUGAGAGAAGCGGUGGCUGCUUGGGGCCUGGAUGAGACACGUCAAGUCUGUAUAACAACAGACAAUGCUGCAAAUAUGGUGAAGGCUGCCUCCCUGAACGAGUGGACCAGGCUGCAGUGCUUUGGCCACAGACUUCAUCUUGCAGUUGAAAAUGCAGUGAAAAAGGAUGGCCGCAUCAACCGUACUGCGGGUGUGUGCAAGAAGCUGGUGGGUCACUUCUCUCACAGCUGGAAGGCCAGAAGUGCUCUUGAAAAAGCCCAGAAGGAACUCAAUCUGCCAUCACUGACAUCAUUGUGUGAUCAAUGGCGGCAGGUGCAGUGGGUGCAGUCACAGCUCUCUUAA